ACUCGAAAGUUAAAGUGCUCUGGUUCUUUGGCAUAAAGCUUCAGUUAAAAAGUUACAAAACUCUAGCUCUUUGGCAUCAAGUUUCAGUUUUGAAAAAGAUCAGAGAGAGAGAGAGAGAAUGGGAAUGGGAAACUGGUUUCGAAACUGGUGGCACAAGGAACCCCCACCUCCAAUGGUGUUGGUCCCACCAUUGUUUGAUUUCCCCCCAUUGGCUGCGCGAACCAGAAUGUUGGUGCCUGCUUAUGAUCUGUUAUUCGGAAAGCUUGCUCUCAAAUACCUUUUUGAGGAUUAUUUUGAAAAUGCAGGGCAUUUUACCACGAGCAUGAUGCUCAAGCCUAUUGAUGACCCUCAUGUAGAUUUGAUUGCAACUAUACAGGGUCCUAUUGAUCCCAAGAAUCCAGAAGCCAUUUUUUCAAAUGCAUCAUUUCGCUGGCAAAGGGACCCUUAUGAUCCUCAUACAUUUAUGGAGGUCUCUGUUUCAAAUUCUACAAACAUUUUGUGCUUGAGGUCAAGUGCCUACUAUCCUAAAUAUGGCAUUGGAGUAUUCGCUGUACUCCCUCUGCUAGCACAGAAAAGGGUGCUUUCAGAGAAUUUUGGUGUCACGGGUCUGAGAUAUGGCUCUGAGAAGCUAUCAAUAGGAGCCACCUUUAUGCCAUUUCCAUCCACCGACUUUCCAAGAAAUGCAUGGGCAGUAGGCAGGAUGGGGAGACUGACUGCAGGAGUUCAGUACAAAUCAACCUUGGAAAGCAAAUCACCGGAGAGAUUUGAUGACAUCAAGAAUUGGAGCUGUGCUAUAGGCUAUGGGCUAGGCUUAAACAGCCCCAUAAAUCCAUCAUACAAUUUUGGUCUUGAACUUGUUGGUGGUACAAAGCUGAUCUCAUCAUUUUAUCAGCAUGUUGUGGUUCAGCGAAGGGUUAAGAAUCCACUUGAAGAAAGUGAAAUAGUUGGAAUCACAAAUUACAUUGAUUUUGGUUUUGAGUUGACAUCCAGGAUUAAUGGAUCUGAACCAUCAAAGAGCUUGGAAGCAUCAAACAUUCAAGUAGCUGCAUCAUGGCAAGCCAAUAAGAAUUUUUUGGUGAAGGGAAAGCUAGGCCCUCUCAGCUCAUCUGCUGCUUUAGCAUUCAAGUCAUGGUGGAAGCCUUCUUUUACCUUCAGCAUUACAGCUGUUAGGGAUCAUCUUGUGGGGAAGACAGCGUAUGGAUUUGGGAUCCAAAUGGAAAAUCUAAGAGAAGCAAGCUACCAAAGGGCUGACCCAAAUUAUGUAAUGCUGACACCAAACAAAGAGCAUCUCGCCGAAGGCAUGCUUCGUGAUCUUGGGAAGAGGCCAAUGCUGCAGUCCAAUUUAAUUUCAGGGAACUUUGAUGGCUUACCCCAAGAAUUGAAACCCAUAGAUAAGAUCUUAUAAUCGGAGUAUAAUGCCUCAGGUUUAUUUGCUGGUUUCACAUUAAGUAUAGUAGUCUUUAGGGCUCUCAGCUGAUAAGCUGCAGAGAGAGAGAGAGGGAGAGAGAUUUUGGAAUUGGUCAGGUCCUGAAACUCAGGUGUACUUUGUUUUUUCCUGAUGAGGGGAGCUUUAUCCUUUUUGGGAAAUGCAACAGUGUCUCCUCAUUUUCGGUAAA
Amborella trichopoda is the source of this 1616-nucleotide messenger RNA. RefSeq names its product beta-galactosidase. Lineage: Eukaryota; Viridiplantae; Streptophyta; Magnoliopsida; Amborellales; Amborellaceae. The record is from RefSeq and is a predicted model, not a curated record.